CCCCCAUGCACCAAUGAAACCAGCCCAGCCUGUCCCAGAGCUGUCAAACAUGACAAUACCACCAUCUCCUUUCUCGCCAUCCUCCCUCUCUGCUCCUCCUCCUUCUAAGUACUACAGCCACCAACAAGAGCAACGUGAGGAGGAAGAGAAGAAGCCACCGUCUUCUUCCUUCUUUUCUCUUCUUCUCCAACCAUGAGCUCCUUCUUCGGAAACUUUCAAAAGAAGAGGUUCUUCCCCACCACGCCCCUCAAGGAUGACCUCCCCAUCUCCCAAGAGCACCAGAAGGACGCCCCGGUGGGAGGCCUCAGGAGGAGGAUCUCCUCCUUCUCUGUCAAGAUCCAGCCGCUGUCCUCAGCCUCCAGCGCGUGGGCCUUCAGGCGGUCCAAGUCCAUGCCAUCCAUCGGGGAGUUCGCCGGCGGCCCUCUCAGGAGGUGGUGGGAUUGGGGGUGGGGGUGGAUCCUCUCGAGGAAGCCGACCUUCGCCCGAGAUCUUGAGAUGAACGGAGAGGAGACGGCAAUGCUCGGGUGCCACAGCAAGGGAACCUGGCGGCAUGUCUUCUACAAGGUGCGGUCGGAGUUCAGGAAGCUCGUCGGAUCGAACACAUUGCCAACCACGCAGAAAUUUAGGUAUGAUUCAUGCAGCUACGCGAAUAAUUUCGAUGAUGGGAAGAGAGGAGAGCAGUGAGGAAGGGGGGCCGCUUUGGGUCAGGUCGGGCUUGGUGGUGUUCGAUACUUCAUUUGUUCUAAAUUCUUUUUGUUUCUCGGAGCUGGAUCUUGCUGUGGUAAGAGGAAUUUAUAGACGAGUUGGUUCAGAAUGUGGUCAUGUUGUCAUAAUUCAUCACUUUAUGGCUGGAGAAGAUCCAUAAAGAGCACGUAAGACUAUAGAAGUUACAAACUCGAGCAGUCUUCCGGUGUUGAAUUGGCUUAGAUUGUUCGGAUCUAGCAUGUUUCAAGGAAGCAAGAAUAAUUCUUCUAUAAAUCUUGAAUGUGCCGUUUAUGGUCUCGUUUUAUUUAUUUAUUUAUUUAAGCAAAUUCUGCAA
This is a messenger RNA of Phoenix dactylifera (date palm), 1039 nucleotides long. RefSeq lists its product as uncharacterized. Lineage: Eukaryota; Viridiplantae; Streptophyta; Magnoliopsida; Arecales; Arecaceae. The record is from RefSeq and is a predicted model, not a curated record.